Erinaceus europaeus (western European hedgehog) is the source of this 2331-nucleotide messenger RNA. RefSeq names its product chromosome 12 C3orf18 homolog (gene C12H3orf18). Bases 417 to 905 code for a protein of 162 amino acids. Lineage: Eukaryota; Metazoa; Chordata; Mammalia; Eulipotyphla; Erinaceidae. The transcript has 5 exons. The record is from RefSeq and is a predicted model, not a curated record.
AGCGGGCAGGGCAGAGGCGCCGGAGCCUCCAGCCAGGAGGUUGAGCGCCUCGGCCCCACCCCCGCGGCGACCGCGCGGGCCUGCGGGGUCCCCAGCUGGCGCUCGGCUGGGGGGCGGGCGCAGGAGCCGGUCCUGUCCCGUUGCUCUCAGCACAGGGACUGCGAACCUUGGGUCGAACCCGUGCCUCCAUCCUGGACCAGGGGCUUCUCCUCGUCGCUUACCUCCUGCAGGUCACCACCUAGUCUCUCCGAUUGAGUUCCACGCCCCAGAGAAAAUAAACACCUGUUAUCCAAGAAGGUGGCUACCUGCUCAGAUGCUGAAGGCCCCAGGAUUGCAUUCUUCUUUGCAUUCAAAGAAGACAGUGGAUAAGCUGACAGACUGCAGGCGACCUCUCAACCAGAAUCUUCAAUGUCGACAUGAACUCCAGGAUGCCAUCUGUUAGGGGCUGGCUCAGUAGCCGCCCACCCACCUCUGAGCCUGAUCUGGAGCCUGCCACAGAUGGGCCAGCCUCUGAGACUACCACCCUCAACCCAGAAACUACCAGCUUCAAUGGCACCAGAAUCCCUGAUGUGACUAGUGGCACAACUGGUGUGGGUACCAUGCUUCUAUCCUUUGGAAUCAUCACGGUGAUUGGCCUAGCAGUGGCCAUGAUAUUGUACAUCAGGAAGAAGAAAAGGUUGGAGAAGCUCCGCCACCAGCUCAUGCCCAUGUACAACUUCGACCCUACCGAGGAGCAAGAUGAACUGGAGCAAGAGCUGCUGGAGCAUGGCCGGGAUGCCACCUCCACGCAGGCCGCCGCCUCCACGCAGGCCGUGCAUGGCAAGACCACACUCCCCCCUCAGGGUCCACUACAGAGGCCCAGCCGGCUCAUAUUCAGUGAUGUCGCCAAUGCCAUCCACGCAUGAGCAGAAUGGAACAAACCCGGAGCUCUGCUGGGGGCGGCUGCUGCCUCCCACAGAACUGCCCACACCAUGGUGGUUAAGACAACUCUCAGGACCUGCCCUGCUGAGGCUCCAGCUCUUCUGAGGCCCUGCCUGCUGCCCCUCCAGCCUCUGCCAGAGGCCCCUGACCUGGCUACGGUCGUCCUCUGCUCUGAGGGCCUGGUCUGGAGAGCACCGCUCAGGUCUGCAAGGUUGAGAGUGUUGCUGUCUACCUGAUCUCCUGCCCAGUGUCCUCACGUCAGAGUUUGUCCUUCUGAUGUGGAGAAAAUGGGGAGUUGUGGGAGGGGAGAGGGCAGUGUAGGGGGCUCUCCACUGUCAGAGAACAUCCAAUUUCAGGAAUCGGGAGCCUCCUCUGGUUUGGAAGGAGGAAACUGCCCAGAUCUCAGGGAUGGACACCUUGGCAGAAGCCCAGGGUGGGAGCUGAAGCUGCCCUGUGUGCAUGAACAUGGGGAGUGGGGACGCUGCUUGCCCUCAGGGUCUGUCCAUUACCACAGAGGCCCUGAACUCUCCCACACACCCUUCUCACUGAGGACUGGAUCUGUUAGUUAGCAUGGAGUCCGGGGGCGGGGGGAGGGAAGUGAAGAUGUGAAGGUGUGCAGUGCCCAAGUCUGCUAAGAGCCCUCAGGUGUGUGCAUGAAUGUGUCCAUAUGUGGAGGGUAUGGAACAGGGGCAGGAGGAAGACCCCUCCACCAGCCCCACCUUCUAAGUUGCCCCAUCCCGUGAUGUAUACAGAAGUGUUGGGGGUGGACCACCUCCUCUGGCUCAAUGUUCAGAGGCUGGGGGCGGGGGUGAGAGAAGCUGCCCAUUCCAUCUGUUCACCAGGCUCUGAAAACUGGGUAUCCUGCUUCUGAAAGUGGAGCCCUGUCCUGUCUGUCCUUAGGAGCUGGGGUCGGCAGAGAGGGCAGUGGGGAGUCAGGGUUCCAACAGUCUGAAGCUGGGUGGGGCUGGCCCCUUGAGGAAUCAACCUAAGAAACACAGUCUGGGUUUUUGUUUGAUGGCACAGCCCACCUUGCCCUCUCCUGGUGUGCCCUGGGGAAUUCUGCCAGUCUGGGACAUCUAAGAAGAGCUAGGAGCUGGGUGUGCACUCAGCCUGCACCCGCACAGAGUCACCCCCGGAAGCACCCCUGUGCCCAGCCUCACGCCAUCAUUGUCCUCUGUUGUCUGGAGGGCGUUCGAGGGCGGCAUGUGUAGAUCCCAUGGCAGAUACCCUGUGUCUGGAUGGGAAGGCCACACGGGGAAAGUUCCGGAUUGAAUGCCUCCUCUGGGUGCUAUAAAUACUGUAGCACUUGAGGCGACUGAAGGACUGUGGGUGAUUUAGGAGGCACAGAAGCUGUAAUUUCACUCACAGCAUCUCCAAGUGAGCACAUUAAAGAUGUAAUUAAGACGUUUA